Suncus etruscus (white-toothed pygmy shrew) is the source of this 1821-nucleotide messenger RNA. RefSeq lists its product as uncharacterized. Bases 1 to 1821 code for a protein of 606 amino acids. The record is from RefSeq and is a predicted model, not a curated record. The transcript has 7 exons. Lineage: Eukaryota; Metazoa; Chordata; Mammalia; Eulipotyphla; Soricidae.
AUGAGUUCCCUGGAAGAUGAGGUGACAUUGCAUGGAGGGAAUAUCGGCCUCAAGGAUGAGGACCUGGCCAGGUUUCGCAGAACAGGCCUCACAGUCCCAUCCGCACUUGGACUAGGGCUUAACUUGGGGGUUCCUCCAAGAAGCAAAGCUGGGGGAGGCUUCCAGGGCCCCUGGGGCUCCAAGGGUGAAUCCAAAGCCCUGGCAGUGGGAGAAGCGGUGUUUUAUGGCCAGGAAGGUCCUCUUGGCACCUCUGCUAACCUUCGCCAUGACAAAUGGGAUGAUGACUCUGACUCAGUGGCUUUAGUGCCACUGACUACCCAGGAGUCUGGUGCAGGCAGCAUGCCCCAGGUGCUCUACCCAGAGGCACAGGAUGUUGAGAGAAGCCCAUCCCCAGUGAGCUGCUGGGAUGAGGAUUCCACCCCCUGGCGGGGGCUCAACUCAGUGAGCUGUGCUAGAGCGCCAUUUCCCCAGGGCCAUGGAGAAGCACGGCUGCCCUUGGCCAACCCUCGCUUGCUCGGAGUGUGCAAGGGCGGCAGAGGCGGGAGAAUGAUUGGGAGAGGCUCCAGGGGUGGGUGGAGUCCUCCUAGGGACAAGCAGGGCUCCUUUGCAGUAGGCCUGGCCAAGCUGCCUUCUGAGCCUGAGUCAUCAGGUAACUUCAGUGAGCUACAGAGGGUGAGAGACGGGAAGACAGCGUCCAGGGAAGGGGCCUCAAGAGGAAGGGGCCCAACCAUUACCCAUAGUCCCGAAAAUUCCAACAUUGCAAGCGGACACUUUAAGUUCCCCUGGAUGGAGAAUCUGCUUUACAUUCGAGGAUCCACACCUCCCUCCCUUUCCCGAAGAGGUCCCACAUCUUUGGAGAGGCGGGCUGUAGCAGGUCGGGACAACUCUGCCAGCAAGACUUUGCCUAAUGUAGUGCUCGGCAAGGGCCAGGACAAGUCCAGCUAUUCUGGAGUGUCUCUAACAACCAGCCCUCCCCAGACUACUGCAAAGAUGGUGAACCAAGAUAAGAAAUACCGUGGAGGUACCUCCCAAUUGGCCCUGGGGAGAGCCAUACCUUCCAGGGAGCAGAAAAUGUUACCAGCUACCCAGGAGCCUGCCAACUUCCCACCCAUUAUUGGUGUUAAACUGCCUGUGAGGUCCGAGGGGGGUUCCAUGGUGCCUCUGCCAAGCAAGCAGCCCAAGCAGACUGGUGUCAGUGGGAAGAAAUCUGUAGCCAGGAUGCCAAGAGUGUCCGAACAGGUGGCCAGAGAUGAUGAUCCAAAGAGAGAUCAGUCCCCCAAGGGCCAAAUCUAUUCAGCCAUGCCAAAACAAUCGGGUCAGAGAACACACUUUGCAGAAGGCAGUAGCAAGAGCCUCAGCAGCCUCAACUUCAUAGCUAAUGAAACUCCAGGAAAUACUCAUGCUUUGUUACUUAACAAAAGAGACAUGAUGAUCACAGAACCCACUCAUUCAGCCGUUAUGGAAUCCCUGGUUGAAAAAUUACAGGAACUUUGCAAAUGUAAACCCAAGAACAGUUACCUGAGAGUGGCUGCAAUACGCCUUAUCUUCAAAGCAGGCAUCUCAUGUGAUAACAAAGAAGAGACCUGCAGAGGAAAGGAGAUGGUACCAAGUGGUCAUGCAGAACCCACACAGAAGCCAGUUCCAGGCAAGAUUGGGUUCCUGCAGGGAGACAGACUUGUUAAACAAAAGCUCCCCAAAGUCACAACACUGUACAAGCCAUACCAGGGAGCUAUUAAAGACAAUCGAUGGGUGACACCUUCCAACAUGGAAGAGAACGAUGCCUCCUCCCAGGAUGAAGAUGUCAACCUUAGAGAAAAGUAA